This is a messenger RNA of Prosopis cineraria, 1213 nucleotides long. RefSeq lists its product as uncharacterized. The transcript is spliced from 5 exons. The coding region runs from base 181 to 1017 and encodes 278 amino acids. Lineage: Eukaryota; Viridiplantae; Streptophyta; Magnoliopsida; Fabales; Fabaceae. The record is from RefSeq and is a predicted model, not a curated record.
GGGAGACAACCCACCGCUUCGAAGUGAAUGCUUCUUCGAUUUCUUCGUGACCGCCUGCAAGUCACAGGAUAGCUAGCGCCGUUCAUUUUUACAUAUUCGUUCUGUGCCCUGCUCUUCCGAAUUCCAUCUCUCUAAUGUAUCAUUUCUGAUUGUCGUUGUAGUCUCAUUUCCUGAUCCGCUAUGAGAUCUUUAAUCAUAACCUCGCAUCCUACCCAUCUCUGUGCUUCAUCAUCGUUAAUUCAUGGCUUCCCACACCCAACCAGCAAAACUUUGAAUCUCUUGCUGCGAAAAUCCAACGUCCGCCUCUCCCUUUUCUUGAAUUCUCAGCCCAAUUCAUCCCGCUUUGUUACGUAUUGCUCCACCCCUUCUGCGCAAUCAUCAGAUUCUCGGGCUAAAGCUAUUGAGGGGGAUUCGGCUGAAGCGGUCGUUGCGAAUGACAAAUUUCAUAGUGCAGUUGGGAGUCCCAGAACACCAUCUUUUGUUAUUCCCAUGGCCAAUUUAAGUUUGAGUGAUCAAGCUUUCUUUCUCCUGGCAUUCAUUGCAUGCACGACUUCAGUGGCAUUCACCAGCCUAGUUUUUGCUGCUGUUCCCACACUAUUUGCAAUGAGAAAUGCUGCAGUGUCUCUUUCAAAGCUAGCAGAUACAGCUCGUGAGGAACUCCCUAGUACCAUGGCUGCUAUAAGGCUUUCAGGCAUGGAAAUCAGUGAUCUUACACUAGAACUAAGUGAUCUAAGCCAGGAGAUACAUGACGGGGUUAACAAGUCAGCUCAAGCUUUGCAAGCAGCUGAAGCUGGAAUUCGACAGAUUGGUUCUGUGGCACAGAAGCAAACUGUUUCCUUGAUUCAAGAGAGAGCGAGCUUGCCUAUGAUAUCCUUUCAACCGGUUGUUGCUGGAGCUGCAAGAAAGACAUCUAGAGCAGUUGGCCAAGCCACAAAGGCCUUCAUGAACAUCAUUUCUAGAAGUGAAGGCUCAUCAGAAGAGAAUGAUGAAGGCAGAAUGAAUAUGGAACAUUUAUGAUGACUUCAUUGCUGCCCUUUUGGAUUGUUCCACUAUGUGCAUGUUCUUUUUGCCCAAUGAUACAUAGAUAGUGUAGGAGGGGAAAGGUUUGUAAAAUCUGAACUACCUUCUUGGUCACAUGUAUAUAAAAUGACCCAUUUUAAGGGUAUCCAAGAAUCGGGAGUAAGGAAAUGAAAUCAGAAAUGGAAUCAUGGUA